Messenger RNA from Rotaria sp. Silwood1, 1152 nucleotides. The record is from the annotation of a GenBank genome assembly. Lineage: Eukaryota; Metazoa; Rotifera; Eurotatoria; Philodinida; Philodinidae.
AUGCAAGAGAAUCAUACUCGGUUUGUGAAUAUACUGAAUAAUACAUAUGAUAAUCAUAAUUCAUUAAUCAAUAAUUUAAAUGAUACGUCAAUGCAUGCCAAAAUAGAUGACUUUCGUCGCCAAGCAUCUUAUUGGAUAUUUAUUAUUAAAUGUUGCAUAUGUUCACUUGGAAUAUUAGGAAAUGGUCUUGCACUUAUUGUUAUUAAUCAUCGUUCAUUACGUAAUACGACAUCAAGGGUAUUUAUAACGUAUUUAGCUAUAUUUGAUUCAUUAACUCUCAUUUUGAUGUUGACGGACUCAAUAAUACUUUUCAAAAGAUCAUUAAUUUUAAAUUGCAUUUCUCUUUAUUUAAGCGAUUUCUUUACACUUACUAGUGUUUGGAUUAUGGUUAUUAUGACAAUAGAGCGUUAUAUUGCAGUUCAUUCACCAUUUUUAGCGAAACGUUUUUGUACAAUAGAGCACGCACGUUAUUCAAUGUAUAUACUUAUAUUUAUUACAUUCGCUCUCUCUUUAAAAUUUCCAUUAGUGUAUACAAUAAAUCAAAAUGAACAAGAUUGUGAUGUUCGUGAGCAAUUUAGAGCAUUCUUUCGAUUUAUAGAACCAGCCAUAUUUUAUGUUAUACCUGGUCUUAUAUUAUUAGUUAAUUUCUUUACUAUUUAUGAAUUAUUUAUCGCUAAACGACAACGAACACAAAUGUUAAUGAAUCCUGAUAAUACUAUAAAUUCAAUAAGUACAAAUACAUUCAGUAAACAACAAAAAGUAUUAACUAUUAUGCUUCUUACAGAUUCAUUAAGUUUUUAUUUAUUUACAAUACCAGCUUCUAUUCACUAUAUGCUUUGGACAAGAAAAUUGCACAAUCUAGAUGUAGAAGAAAUUAAAAUACGGAUUCUCAUAAGUUAUGUAACUGAUACUAUGCGUCAUAUGAGUUCAGCGACUAACUUUUUAUUUUAUUAUAUAGCUGGUUCAAAAUUUCGCGAAGCUUGUUCAGAAACAUGGACUGAUAUCUAUGACUAUAUACGGAUAAAAUUUAAUUGUAAUGGUCAACGAUUACAAAGUGCAAGUAUUCCACUAACAAAUCAGCAAUAUGCACGAUGUCGAAUUUUCAUGACUCACGAACUUCGUUCCGCGAAUCUUGCUCACUCGCCUCCCUAA